Messenger RNA from Rhinolophus ferrumequinum (greater horseshoe bat), 1601 nucleotides. RefSeq names its product CWC15 spliceosome associated protein homolog (gene CWC15). Gene Ontology annotation, cellular component: catalytic step 2 spliceosome. Bases 182 to 877 code for a protein of 231 amino acids. Lineage: Eukaryota; Metazoa; Chordata; Mammalia; Chiroptera; Rhinolophidae. The transcript has 7 exons. Gene Ontology annotation, biological process: mRNA cis splicing, via spliceosome. The record is from RefSeq and is a predicted model, not a curated record. Gene Ontology annotation, molecular function: RNA binding.
GCUUGGUGACUUGCUCAAGGCCACAGAACCAGAAGGAGAACGGGAACACAAAUUCAGAUCUUCGUGACUAGAAUUUUUUGUACCAGAUAGGAGCUUCCUAACAAGCCAUAUUCCUUGUACCUCCCUGAACCUCAUUUUUUUCCCCCGUGGAACUUUUGUUUGAGGUUAUUUAACGUAAAAGAUGACAACAGCAGCUAGGCCAACUUUUGAACCUGCAAGAGGUGGAAGAGGAAAAGGAGAAGGUGAUUUGAGCCAACUCUCAAAGCAAUAUUCAAGUAGAGACCUACCUUCUCACACAAAGAUAAAAUACAGACAGACCACUCAGGAUGCCCCUGAAGAGGUUCGGAACCGUGACUUCAGGCGAGAGUUGGAAGAGAGGGAGAGAGCUGCUGCAAGAGAAAAAAAUAGAGAUCGUCCAACCCGAGAACAUACAACCUCCUCUUCUGUGUCAAAGAAGCCUCGGUUAGACCAGAUUCCCGCUGCCAACCUCGAUGCAGAUGAUCCUCUAACAGAUGAGGAAGAUGAAGAUGAAGAUUUUGAAGAGGAGAGUGAUGAUGACGAUACUGCAGCUCUUCUUGCAGAACUGGAAAAAAUUAAAAAAGAAAGAGCUGAAGAGCAAGCCAGGAAGGAACAAGAACAAAAAGCUGAAGAAGAAAGGAUUCGUAUGGAAAACAUUCUGAGUGGAAACCCUCUCCUUAAUCUCACUGGCCCAUCCCAGCCUCAGGCCAACUUCAAAGUUAAAAGAAGGUGGGAUGAUGAUGUUGUUUUCAAGAACUGUGCAAAAGGUGUAGAUGAUCAGAAGAAAGACAAAAGAUUUGUAAAUGAUACGCUGCGAUCUGAAUUUCACAAAAAGUUCAUGGAGAAAUAUAUUAAGUAGUACAGUUUUAUGUGCUGAAAUUAAAGACUAAAAUGUAAAUGAUCAUUUUGACUUCAUUUUGGUUAGUUUGGUUUUUUUUCUCCCCCUACUUCAAUUGUGUAUAGUCUCCCCUAAUUUUAAGUUCCAAAAUAUCUUUUCCUUUAUUGAUACCUUAUUUGAUAAGGACUUUGGGAUUGGUUUAACCCAGUUUCCAUCUCUGUUUUCGGUCAUAUUUUUUUUAAUAUGUGAAAGGGAAUCUUCAUGUAAUAGAUAUUUUUAAUAAUCUAAAUAAAUCUGUGUCCCCAACUUUUUUGUUGAAAUGUAUGCAGCUUAUAAAACAUUGUAUAUUUUCUUUUGUGUAUUGUAUUUCUUUGUGCAUCAGCUUUUUCUCCUUAUUUCUCACAUUGAUUUAAGGUCAGUUAACUCAUGAUAUCUGUGUGUUUUUUUUGAGUAUGAUGAAAGCUUCAGGGGGUUCCAUUUUGGACCACAUGUUUUAUCAGGAAAUGGCCCGAUUGUGUGUCUGAGGGAGCAUGGAGUAUCCCUUCUGCAGGUGCUGCUUUCUUUUCCGUUGGCCCAAGACAAGAGCUCCUGAAGCGUGCCUAGGAAGCAUGUGGCACUCACCUGUGUUCUGGAUACUCAACUGCCAUGUUUCUGUUGAAUGAGAUAGAGUUUGCACACUGACACAUUAGAUGCAAAGCCUAGGAAAGUUUAACACCAAGUAAUACAUGAAAUAAAACCUUUGGAA